Caenorhabditis angaria is the source of this 411-nucleotide messenger RNA. The record is from the annotation of a GenBank genome assembly. Lineage: Eukaryota; Metazoa; Nematoda; Chromadorea; Rhabditida; Rhabditidae.
AUGAAUCAAUCAUCAUCCGAUUCAACAAUCAAAGACGGUGAAGAAUAUACAGUUUACAAUGAUGAAAAGAUAGGAAGAGGCGCUUAUUCAGAAGUAUACAAAGGUCGAACAAAAGCCGGAAGAUUGUGUGCAAUCAAAGUAGCACGAAAAAAAUCAGACAUCGAUUCAAUGAUGACUGAAAUCGAAAUUUUGAAAAAUUUGAAAGGCGUGCCAAAUAUUGUGCAAUAUAUUGGAAGUGUUGUUAAGAAAUCGAAUGGAAAUGGUAUAAUCGUAACUUUUGCAAUGGAACUCGCACUUGGAAGUUUGGAAAAUUUGAUGAGACAACCGGAAAAUGCAAAAGGAUUGCGUGAAAAUGAGAUUUGUGAUUUUAUCAUGGAUUGUUGUAAGUUGCUGCGCUUCGCGUUUAGAUGA